Messenger RNA from Dentiscutata erythropus, 2023 nucleotides. The record is from the annotation of a GenBank genome assembly. NCBI's taxonomy places the organism in Eukaryota, Fungi, Glomeromycota, Glomeromycetes, Diversisporales, Gigasporaceae.
AUGCCAGCGGUACUUUCUAAGAUUUCCGACUUAUUAAAGUUUUCCUCAAGUAAUGCUAAUAUUGCGAAAAUAAGACAAUUGAUUGAACGAAUAUGGAGUAUAUAUAAAAAUAAUCGGACAACACUGGGAUGGUCAAUCUGGAUUUUUUCUGUUUAUUUCCUUUAUGUCAGAAAUCGUAGUUCUCCAAAAAAAAAACGUAUUACUAAAGAACGAGAAAGUACCGCUGAAACUGCAAAUGAAGGUGAAAAACCAAAGAGCAGUAAGGUGGAGGUCGAUAGCGUCUUUUUUGAACGAUUGAAAAAGUUGCUCAGGAUUAUAAUUCCGGGUAUAAGAUCAAAAGAAUUAUGGCUUUUGAUUAUUCAUUCAUUCUUCUUAGUAUUCCGGACUAUAUUGUCGGUAUAUGUUGCUGCCUUGGAUGGUCGAAUCGUUAGUGCUUUGAUAAGAGGAAAUGCAAAGGAUUUCUUAACUGGAAUAGUGUGGUGGAUGACAGUCGCCAUCCCUGCUACUUAUACUAAUAUGGAUACAAUGAAAUUUUGUAAUUCACUCUCUGAACUUUAUUCUAAUUUGGUCAAACCGAUUUUAGAUGUAUUCAUCUAUAACUUACAAUUGGUAAAAAAUGUCGGUGGCGAGGGUUUGUUUGGUGUUUCGUUGAUCGCACAUUUAUCAUCAGUCGUUUUAAGAGCCUUGACUCCUUCAUUUGGAAAAAUGGUAGCAGAAGAACAGAGGUUAGAGGGUGAAUUCCGCUUUACACAUUCACGUCUCAUUGAAAAUGCUGAAGAAGUUGCUCUCUAUUCUGGUCACGAAGUUGAAAAGUCCAUCCUAGAUCGUAAUUACUUUGCUUUAAUCAAACAUGUUAAUAGAAUUUUCCGUAAGCGUAUUUAUCAUGGCAUGAUGGAAGAUUUCAUAAUUAAAUAUUUCUGGGGUGCUAUGGGAUUGGUUCUUUGUUCGGUACCCGUUUUCUUUAAUAUAUCGGGUGACAAAAGGGAAAAUCUUGGCUCACGUGCUGAAGGAUUUAUAACCAACCGCAGAUUAUUGAUGAGUUCAUCUGAUGCAUUUGGUCGUAUUAUGUAUUCUUACAAAGAAAUUGCAGAAUUGGCUGGAUACACUGCUAGAGUUUUUGAACUUUUGGAUGUUUUUGAUGAAGUUAAAGCUGGUCGAUUUAAGAAACAACUCGUUUCAUCAGUUUCAAUUGAAGAGAACGCUAAAGUAUUGUCUGGCCGUGGCAAUGUCGUCAUAGAUGAAAACAUAGAAUUCAUCGAUGUUCCAAUCGUUUCUCCAAAUGGCGAUGUUUUGUUAAAAAAAUUGAGUUUCCACGUUAAACCUGGGAUGCACUUAUUAAUUGUUGGUCCAAAUGGAUGCGGUAAAAGCAGCUUAUUUAGAAUUUUGGGUGGAUUAUGGCCUGUUUACGGUGGUACCGUUCAUAGACCAAAUCCAAAGGAUAUUUUUUACAUCCCACAACGACCUUAUUUAUCACAUGGUACUUUGCGCGACCAAAUAAUUUACCCUCACACACCUCGUGAAAUGCAAGAACGUAACGUCACUGACCAAGAUUUACAAGAAAUUUUAAAUGUAGUUCAAUUGGGUAAUAUAGUUGAUCGUGAAGGUGGUUGGGAUAAAGAACGUGAAUGGAAAGACGUUCUUGCAGGUGGUGAUAAGCAAAAGGUUGCUAUGGCGCGAUUAUUUUACCAUCGCCCAAAAUACGCAAUCCUGGAUGAAUGUACAAGCUCUGUUGGUUUGGAAGUUGAGAAAAUUAUGUACACACAUGCUACUGAAUUGGGCAUUUCUUUAUUAACUGUUUCUCAUCGCCCAUCGCUUUGGAAAUAUCAUAAUUAUAUUCUACAGUAUGAUGGACAAGGUGGUUAUGUAUUCACAAAACUUGACGCACAACGUAGAUUGGAGUUACAAGAAGAGAAACAAAGUCUUGAACAAAAAUUAAUUGAGGUACCAAAGUUACAAUCAAGGUUAAAAGAAUUGAAAGAAAUGUUGCAAGAACGUGAUAAUUUAGCAAAUAAUCAAGGUGGAA